Alternaria atra is the source of this 333-nucleotide messenger RNA. RefSeq lists its product as uncharacterized. The transcript has a single exon. The coding region runs from base 1 to 333 and encodes 110 amino acids. The record is from RefSeq and is a predicted model, not a curated record. Lineage: Eukaryota; Fungi; Ascomycota; Dothideomycetes; Pleosporales; Pleosporaceae.
AUGAAGUUUACCGCGGCAACAACUCUACUUUUCGCGGCCCUUGUGCUCGCCAGCCCAGCCCCCGAUGCCAACCCAGACGCGAUGGCUGAACCCAUAACCAUCGAGUCUCGCGCACAAUUCCGCAACGCAUUAUCAGCACGUAAUGUGCUUACAGUGCCAGACAUUCAACUCGAAGAACGAGCAUCUAGCAGCGGUGGAAAAAGUGGAAAAGGUGGCAAGGGUGGAAGCGGCAACUCCAGCAGCGCUGCGUCGGACAUGCUAUCACCAGAUCGCGUUCUCCAAGUCGCUGCGCUGGGUCUGAGUUUUGCGGAGGUUGUGAGGCUGUGGGGUUAG